CCUACACCGCCUAUGAACAACUGAUAUCCUCCAUAAGACAUUCGCCUUCCCUCGAAUUUUCAAUUACUGAAGCCUCGGAAUACAACUUCAAGCAUCAAGAAAAUUUAGCCAAGCCAUCGCCAUGGACGAUGCCCAGAGUCCUCCACCACCCUACCCAUCGACUCUCAGUCAUUCAUCUCACCAUGUCACUCCUACUCCCAGAACUCCAUACUCCAACACCCGACGGGAUAACAGGAGAAGUGCCAUUCGCGUAGCAUUCUGGCCCGCACGCGAAGGCGGUGGACCAAACGACCAUGUGGUAUACUCUCAAGAAGACUCCCAAUUACAGGAGGGACAUGGUGACGACGAUUCUAUAGAAGAGGAUGAGCUUUUAGAAGGCGAGCGCUCAGAUGGUGGUGUACGUCUUCCAAACGCAUACAUCGAGAAUAACGAAGACGCACGCGGUGUCGAGAUCGAAAGACGAAACGGCCUUGAGCCGCACGGCACCCUUGACAAGACGAUUGAACUCAGAGAAGGCGAGACUGACAUUCUACGCGUUGAAAACGGAACAUCACCGGCUAGACAACCACAUCCAUUCGCACUAUGUGCUCGCACGCUACUGAAGUUGCCUUGUCGCCAAAAGAAACGAACCUGGUCAAUGUGCAUCAGACACCUUCUCAACAUGAACUCCGGUUUCUGUCCCGGCCCUGUCGCUAUAUGUCGUGCCGAAACCAAGCCUCUCUACUCGACUCAAGAAGAUCAACACAAGUAUCCACACUGCGGUAUUUCGGUCAGGUUAUCUUACCCCCAACUAUACUAUCAAGGUUGGCCGACAUACCAAGGACGUUCAUGUUCCUUUAUACUUAAAUCACAUCUCCCAGAUAGCGCAAACUACGGGGCUGGAAGGCGUGGGUGUCUGAUUAGUUGGGAGUACGAGUGUGUAUGGGCUGGAGCCACGGACGAUGAUGAAUGGGGAAAGCACAUGAGACGCCACUUUGAAGAUGAGGGGUACUGGGUUUGUGAGAUUGAAAACAACAAAAGAUACAUGAUGGAUAAAGGGGAUUGUAAGGCAAGGAAGUGCAAGGCGGUGCAUAGCUGAGGUGGGGUCAUAUUGCACCACUUUAUCAAGAGAGAUCAUGAAGGGAAGGGGCAUGUCACUAGGGGAGGCUGGAUUGCUUGUCGCAUAUAUACGUUUAAAUCUUAACAAGUAAGCAAUUGCUAAGGCAAUGUAUGCUUUUA
Molecule: messenger RNA, 1218 nt
Organism: Alternaria rosae
Lineage: Eukaryota; Fungi; Ascomycota; Dothideomycetes; Pleosporales; Pleosporaceae
Exons: 1
Coding region: 122-1078 (318 amino acids)
Source: RefSeq, a predicted model, not a curated record